Phoenix dactylifera (date palm) is the source of this 3188-nucleotide messenger RNA. RefSeq lists its product as uncharacterized. The record is from RefSeq and is a predicted model, not a curated record. Lineage: Eukaryota; Viridiplantae; Streptophyta; Magnoliopsida; Arecales; Arecaceae. Gene Ontology annotation, molecular function: chromatin binding.
ACUCCUCUCUCUACCUCUCCUAUUUUUGCCCCCCUUUCUCUCUCUUCUCGCCUGCUCCCAAACUCCCCCCAACUCUCACCGCCACCUCGACUCAACAAUAAGCCCUCGCCUCGUCUCAUAACCCGCUCUAAAGCUCCGCCAAUUACCCGCCAAAUAAGUCUUCUCCUCCGCCCCCCGACCCCCCCGGAUCGGACAUCAGACGGCCCCACGGCGCCGGAGAUGGGAGACGAGGGCAGGACCGACGCAGCCGCCCCCCACGCGGCCCAGGCCGCGGCGCCGGCGACCAAGAAGCGGGCGAGGGAAGGUGCCGACACCGGGGACUUGAAGAGGCUCGCGGAGAUUGUGAUGGUGCUGGCGGCGAUGAGGGAGAUGCGGGGCGGCCGGGAGCCGACGGCCGCCGAGAAGGCUCUGGUGGCGGAGGCGCGGGAGAAGCUCGUGGGGAUGUGUGAACACGUGAAGCCCAAGGAUUUGUUCUCCAGGGAAUCGGUUAGGGUUGUGGUUGAUGAUCUUGGGCUCAAUCGGUCCAAGGAUCCCCUGAUGGGGUGCCGGCCCCCCAAGAUGUCCAUUGCCGAGAAGGUCUUGCUCACUAAAACAAAGAUGGAGGAAUCCAAGGAAGUUGCCACACAUUCGCCAGUUUAUUCAUCUCAUCAUCUUCCAGUCAGCUUUGGUGCAAACAUUGAAUCCCAUGGAACUUUGUUACAUGGAGCUUCUAGGUUUGUAGCAGAGAAACCAAUUGCAGUGGCACUGCCUGCUGGAGGCUUUCAGAGUACUUCAGCUGUAUCGCAUGUUCCUACACUAGUUUCUGUCUCCUCUUCAAAGCAGCUGCAAAUCAAUGAGACAUAUGCUACAGUCACUCCCAUAAAAUCAGCAUCCAAUCCACACCAAAGGGAUUCUCCUUCAUUAACGCCGCCUCAUGCAGAACCAGGACACCUCAGGUUGGAUGCACGACUAAAUGGGCCAACUUAUCAAACACAAGUUCAAGCUACUUCUGCUGAAUACAUGCCACAUAAAGCCCCAACAACUUCUAUGCAAUCAACAUCUGCUGCUGUAACAAAGGUUGGCCAGGCACAUAAGUUGCUGGAUCAUGCUUUGGUAAAGUCUGAUAGUAUUCAUGAAGUUAAUGCUAUUCAAAAUUCACAAGCAACAAGACAUCAGGAAAUAAGAAGUUCUGCAAUUCAAGCUGGACAAGGAAAUCUGCGUAUGGGACAUCAGCCUUCACCAGGCCUAGCGUUUGUUCAUGCACCUUCUCCUUUUAACAACCAUGAUGACAUUGCUACAAAUGUGCAGAGGAUAUUGCACCAAAAAGUUUCUAAUCAUCCUAGUUGGGUUCCAUCAUCAACUGAGUACAUGAACAGGCCUCUAAAUUGCCAAGUAUGCAAGAUUACUAUCAGUGACAUGGAAAGUUUGCUUGUUUGUGAUGCUUGUGAGAAAGGAACCCACUUAAAAUGCCUUCAGUCUUAUGCUAACAAAGGAAAUCCUAAAGCUGAGUGGCACUGCACAAAAUGCUUGAUAUCAAGCAAUGGCAAACCCUUGCCACCUAAAUAUGGCCGGGUUACAAGAGCUGUUGGUCCAGCAAAGGGUGCUUCAAAUGCAGGCAUUACUCAUGCUUCCUCAGAGAAGAAAACAGUAAACACAGACUCCAAGGUUAAUCAACAGAAAGCAAUAGCCAAUGGAAAUUCUGGUAUUUCAGAUCUUGCUCGUCCUUCCAAUAUGGGAGACAGCCAUGCCGAAUCAUCUCCAAGUUCAGAGAUGAAUGUUGCAGAAGUGCAGUUUAAAUCUCCUGCACCUGGAAUGAAAGGAGAAGAUGGGAUGUCCAAAGGGGCUUCCACCAACCACUCGAAGGAAAAUGCUGGAGUGGUUUGUAUCAUCUCUGGCGCACAAAAUGACAAUAGUGGAUCAUCUUCACAUGACAUGAAAGUGACCUCUGAGUCUGUGUUGCAGCCAAAGACUGUUCCAGAGAUCUCCUGUUCUGAUCAUCCACGUGACAUUGUUGUUCACAACACUAAUCAGUCUCAAUUGUCUGGUGACUCACUAGUUGGUGAUGGAGUAAAGUUGCCAAGCGAUGUUGAAGCUUCUGCAAUUCGACAGCAGGAAUUCGGCAAGCCUGGUGACGAUGAGCUUAAAAAACCAUUUGGUAAAAAGGAAACAUCUGAAAACAGGGCUAGUAGUAAAAGCAGGUUAGACGAUGGUGAUAAUUCUCAGGCAACUUCAAAUGGAGCCUUGAAUUAUGGAGAUGAAGCUAGAGAUCAUGGCAGGCCCUUGCUACCAGACUUGCAUGCUGUAGAUUGGGUUGGCGACAUUCUCCAAGUUGUAGAUGAGAAGACAUAUUACCAGUAUUGUCGCAUUAAUGGUAUUUUGUACAAGCUUCAAGAUCAUGUUUUAAUUGCUUCCACCUGUCAGAAGUUUGUUCCUUCGAAGCUCCAGUCUUUGUGGGAGGAUAACAAAUCUGGGUCAAAGUGGGCUACCGUAGAUUUGUAUUACUUCCCCAAUGACCUUGCAGGGACUGUUAGCCAACCCUCUACGACUGAAAACAGUGAGGUGUAUGCUUCAAAUAAUAAAAAAACCAUAAUGGCCGGCUCAAUAAAUGGUCCUUGUGAAGUUUAGCCAUUGACAAGUUUAGGGAAGAAUGCGAUAGGAGAUUACAACUAGGUGAUCUCAAAAAGCGGUUUGCAUCCAGUUUUUGUGUGCGAAUGGAUGUAUGAUGAUUUGAAGGGCAGCUUUCAGCCUGUCACCAGUUAAUGUAAUGCAGCAAUUUUUAUGAGCAACAUUGUCUAACCUGUGCAUUUAGCCUUAUCUAUUUUUUCUCCAAGGCAGAUCCUAAAAUCAGCAGGUACCGAAGUGAACUGCUCUUUGGGAAGCUGACAAAAAGAUUUCUAAACCCUGUUGUACAUUAUGUAGUUCUUUCUUUUUGAGGGGGAAAUAUGUAGUUCUUUUCCGAAUGCAGGUUGCUGAUCCCUUUGUUAUUAUGAUCUCAAGUGCUUUCUGGUUUAGUAAACUUUCUAACAAUAUAUCUAAAUUAAAAUUUCACACGAGUACUGCACCAAAAUGCAAAUUAUUGAAAAAGAAGUGGAGGCCACAAAAGGAUGUCCUAGCAUGGAACUGGCUUGAGCCCCUAUAAAUUUUAGUUUAAAUAUGAUCCAUGUUGGCGAAAAGGAGGAGAAAUCUGUGGUUGCUGACUUUUCUUUUUC